AUGGCGGCCCCGCGGGUGUCGCUGGGGCCGCUGAAGGAGCCGCUGGGGCUGAUCCGGGUCCUGCAGUGGUUUUUCUCCAUCUUCGCCUUCGCCACCUGCGGGGGCUUCGAGGGCUCCGUCACCUUCAGGGUCACCUGCGAGGGGCGCGAGAAUCACUCGGUCAGCGCCGCCUUCGGGUACCCCUUCAGGUUGAACCACGCCGUGUUCCAGCCGUCGCUGACUCACCUGUGCAACCACACCUGGCCCAAGGACAUUCACCUGGUCGGGGAUUUCUCCUCGGCCGCCAGGUUCUUCGUGGGCGUGGGCGUGGCCGCUUUCCUCUACAGCCUGGGAGCCCUGGGUGGCUACCUGGGCUACCUGCACCUGUACAGGUGUGCGGGCUCACGGCUGCCCCUCAUGGACCUGCUCACCUCGGGGCUCGUGGCCGCCCUGUGGCUCGUGGCCUCCUCGGCCUGGGCCCAGGCCCUGGGACACGUCCGGACCGCGGUCACCGCGCCCCUCCCCCACUGCCCCUCCCCCACCGCCACCUGCGUCCGAUCGGGGCUCACGGCCAUGGGGGGGCUGGGGGCGUCCGUGGCCUUCGGAUUCCUCAACCUCGUGCUCUGGGCCGGCGGCUCCUGGUUCGUCUACAAGGAGACCCCGCUGCACCGCCCGGCCCCGCCCCCCGACUCCGCCCCCUCCCCCAUGUGACCCCUCCCCCCCCAAUCACUGGAGGCUCCUUUGGGCCAAAUUUGGGGGCGGGGCUGAGAAUCGGUUGGGGGAGGGGGCGUGGCCAGGUGUUGGGGGAGGGGCUUUGUGCACUGAUCUUCGGCGGGGGAGGGGCGGG
This is a messenger RNA of Cinclus cinclus, 826 nucleotides long. RefSeq names its product synaptophysin-like protein 1. The transcript is spliced from 5 exons. NCBI's taxonomy places the organism in Eukaryota, Metazoa, Chordata, Aves, Passeriformes, Cinclidae. The record is from RefSeq and is a predicted model, not a curated record. The coding region runs from base 1 to 690 and encodes 229 amino acids. Gene Ontology annotation, cellular component: synaptic vesicle membrane; synaptic vesicle.